Paramuricea clavata is the source of this 2117-nucleotide messenger RNA. Lineage: Eukaryota; Metazoa; Cnidaria; Anthozoa; Malacalcyonacea; Plexauridae. The record is from the annotation of a GenBank genome assembly.
AUGGAAAAGAUCAUGCAAAUUCGAAGUGUCACAUUCGGGCAUUCCGAUUACAUGCAAACGAGGUUAGCGCUUGCACUGGGAGAAUCAUUACAGUUGCCAGAAAAACUAAUUCCCGGACUGAAACAACCAACUGUUAUCGAAGGAUUUGUUCAAAUGUCAGAUAUAAUGAAAGAACAGAUAAAAAAGAAAUUUGAGCUUGCCUAUUUCGUGGCGAAAAAGGAACUUCCUUUUACUAUGUAUGAAGAUCUAGUUACCUUAGAGAAACACCAUGGUGUUGACAUUGGCAAUGCAUAUGUAAAUCGCAUUGAAUGUGCUGAUUUUAUUGAUUACCAUGGAGAAUACCUGUCAAAAACACUGACAAACGAUCUGAAAGAAGCAAAGUUUUACAGUGUUCUAACAGAUGGAACAACAGACUGCAGUGUUACAGAGAAGGAGCUUGUCUAUGUACUGUAUUUUAAUCCAAAACAAACUGGGGAGAACAUUGGGGUUAAGCUGGCAUUUCUUUGUUUGAAAGAUGUCAAGAAAGCUGAUGCACCUGGCAUUAAGUCUGUAAUUGAAUCAAGCUUUGCUUCUUUGGGUAUCACUAAUAAUGAACUUUAUUCCAAACUUGUUGGGUUUGGUGCAGAUGGAGCUUCGGUGAACAGUGGUGACAAAAAUGGUGUAAAAGCCUUGCUACAGGAAAAAUCGCCAUGGUUAAUCUUCCAGUGGUGUGUGGCUCACAGAUUAGAGCUGGCCUUGAAGGAUGCACUCCAGCCAACCUUUUUCAAGCAAGUUGAUCAGAUGCUCACAAGGCUGCAUUCAUUCUAUAGCAAGUCUCCUAAGAAGCUACAUGAGCUUAAAUCACUUCAUGAACUAUUGAAAAAUACAUUUGACUUUGUUGAAGGUUCAUUAAAGCCAAAACGAGCAAGUGGAACACGCUGGAUUUCAUUCAAGCUGGCAGCCUUAAGAUUAGUCCUUUCGCAUUUGGAAAAUCUGGCUGAACAAGAAGGAAAUGCUGAAAUUGUUGGGUACUUGAGAAGGUGGAAAACCAGUCAAAUGCUGCUGCAUAUAGCAUUCUUUAUUGAUGUGUUAACUCCUGCUGCAGAGUUAUCAAAGAUUUACCAGGAAGGAGAUAUAGAUAUUGUGAGUGCUACCAGUGCUUUAAACAGAACCAAGCACAAACUUGAACUCUACAGCAACCUGAGAUUACAAGAUCUUCCUGCCACAAAGUAUUUGCUGAGCAAAGUAGACAAACAAGGUGGUACUCACACAUACCAAGGCAUUGAAUUCAGUUCUAUUCAAUUUGAAAGAGAGUUGGAAUUGCUAAAAGCAAAGAAAAACAUAAUUACUGAAGCUGUGUGUGCUUGUAUUUCUACUCGACUGGAUGAUUCUGGGAGUCCUACCUUACAGGACAUUGCUGUUGUGCUAAAUAUUGAAUCAUGGAUGGCAAGAGCUUCCCUGCCUCAGGAAGAUGAAUCAGAUGAUGGAAACGACUCAAACAAAGAAAAUUCUUCUCACAAGUUUAAUGAAGGGUCAUUUGAUGUCGAAAUCAUCAGAUUGUUUGAGCAUUUUCAACCUGUCUUGGGUAAUGCUGAUGUCAAGUGCCCAUGUACAGAAGUAGUUGUUGCUGAGUGGCAUGACUUGUUAACCUAUAUCAUCAAUUACCUACAGCCAAACAAGCACAACUACAAGAAAACGUGGAAGUUUGUUUUUCUGUCAUCCUAUGCAAAAUCAAAAUGGAAGAACAUCCUUACCUUACCUUAGUUGAAUUGCUAUUUUCUAUCCCUGUGUCAAAUGCAAAACUAGAACGCAUGUUUUCAAAUAUGCAGAGAGCAAAAGUGGAUUCAAGAUGCUCUUUAGGUGAGCAAAGGCUGACUCACCUGCUAAGAAUCAAAGAAGAAGGGCCAGAACUUGGUACCUUUGAUGUUACCCCAGUAGUUGAACUAUGGCUUAACAGCAAGGUUAGGAGACCUAACCAGAACAAAAGGAAGAAGUACAAGCAAAGAAAACAGAAAUCAAAGAAAUAUUAUGAUAAUGAUAAUUACACCAAUCUCUUUUCUUUAAUUGACAAUACUGAUAGUAGUAGCACAGAAGAAUCAGAUGAUGUGAUUGAUGUCUCUGUUGAAGACAUGGACUGA